Molecule: messenger RNA, 1678 nt
Organism: Magnolia sinica
Lineage: Eukaryota; Viridiplantae; Streptophyta; Magnoliopsida; Magnoliales; Magnoliaceae
Product: RING-H2 finger protein ATL29-like
Exons: 1
Coding region: 437-1159 (240 amino acids)
Source: RefSeq, a predicted model, not a curated record
CCGACACCUUUCAUGGUGCCGAUGUUCUAGACAAGUACCAAGUGAGCAGGAAAGAGAGUAUGGUCCUACAAAUGUGGUGCCGUUACUUGUAGGCGAUCGGUUCUCUCUCCGGGUAUGCACUUUCCAGUUUCCAGAGCUGGGCCCGGUCAAGUUCAACAGUCACCACUCCACCACAAAUCCCAAACAGACCCACCACGUCAUUAUCCGAACGCGCAUCUAGCGGGCACCACGUUUUCAGCCAACGUGCAGAAAUCCGACAUGCAUCAACUAUUCCUUGCCCUCCCCCAACAACAAGACGAAACAAGUGUUAGUAUUUUUUAGAAAACAAAGAGCAAUAGCCAUUCUCCUAAUUUUCUUCACUGCUAUGCAAACGUAAAAACCCAAUGCCGGAAUUGUCACCAUCCGGCCACUCGUGCAGCAUCUCUCAAUCCCGGCGAUGCUACCGACGGAUUCCGUCAACCACCACCCACCUGAAUCUUUCAACCCAUUGGCGGAGGACGACCGGCGGUCUCUCCCCAUCAUCCUCACCCUCAUACUCCUCGUCUUCUUCCUCCUUGGCUUCUUCUCCAUCUACCUUUGCCGCUAUAUCAUGGAAAACCUGGCCAGCCUCCGCCCGUCGCCGCCCUCCCCACGUGGCCUCGACCCUUCCAUCAUCUCCUCCUUUCCCACCUUCACUUACUCUUCUUUGAAGAAUCUCCACCAUGGGAACGCCAAUCUGGAAUGUGCUGUCUGCCUAUCAGAAUUCUCGGAUGACGACGUGCUGCGACAGCUGACAGGAUGCAACCACGCGUUCCAUUCAGAGUGCAUCGAUCUAUGGUUUGAGACCCAGGCAACAUGCCCCAUUUGUCGACGGGAUCUUGACAGACAUGAGAAGCCGGAAGAAGUUAGUAUUCCCAUGACAGAAACUGAUGGAAGGGAUGAAGAGAGUCAUCAGCAUGAGAAUUCUUCCAAAGAAGAAGAUGGGAGGGGAGACGGUGAUGACGUGGAGCUGGUGGUGGAGCAGUUGCUACGGUCACAUUCGACGGGGCACUCACUGGUACAUAGGGAAGAGAAUGGAAGGUUUAGAUUAUCGGAUGAACGACGGAGUCCGAUGGGGUCGAGGAGCUCCGCUAUUUUGGCUGAUAUGGAUGCCAGGGUUGGGACUGUAAGGGUCCUCUGAUGGAGAUUCAGAUGAAAUUGUAAUAUCUUCUCUAGUUCUCAAUUCUCAUUUAUUAAUUGGGUUUUUUUUUUUUUCAUGCUUCGAAAUUGAGUGUUUUUCAAUUUUAAUUUUGUCAAAUGAGAAUGCUCUACGUUAAUAGCUCUCGAGGGUUAUGACUUCAGAUAAUGACCAUUAGAGAGGUGGCCCACUUAUUGAAUGGUCGCACGUGCACUGGUCGUAUGGUAGAGAAGGUUUAUAAACCAAUUCUCAGUAUACAGUUGGCACACAGAUCCUUCCUAGUGUUAAAUCCCCAGCCCUUUUUUCUGCCUCUGCUUUUACAACUGCAAUUUUCCUGAACAUGCGGAAGAACGUUGAUCGCGCUAGAAAACCCAAAUGAUGAAAUUCAGUCUCUCAAUCAACCCACAUUGAUUCAAUUCACAUACAUUUCCUAAGAAGAGAUCUCUUCCAAGACUUUCGGGUUUGUCAGCGGUGGAGAAUGGUCACAAAAUGGACGGCACAAAUGGCCUCACGCUCCAGUAC